Ectocarpus sp. CCAP 1310/34 is the source of this 1134-nucleotide messenger RNA. Lineage: Eukaryota; Phaeophyceae; Ectocarpales; Ectocarpaceae. The record is from the annotation of a GenBank genome assembly.
AUGGCGAAAAAGAACGCGUACACGAGCGCCGUCCCAACCAUUGAGCGGACUCGCGGUGGUGUCACAGAGCAUGUGUCCGGUAUCAACUUCCCACCUCCGGCCCCGGAGCGGCGCAUACCGUGCCCUCACUGUCCCAUGACCUUCGUGAACGAGCAAGGACUUGGGAUCCACGUGAAAACACAGCACAGCAAUGCAAACAUGUCCAACGGCUUGCGGCUGCAGCGGAUGCUAGGGAAGACUCCCAAAGGGUAUGUUCAGCCGUGGGGAGAAGCCGGGCCUGGACGUUGUUGGCACGUGAAGGUCGAUGGUGCGACGGGGGCGGCUUCGUUCGUCCUCCAACGGAAGCGCUUCCGCGAUCUCGACUUGGAAAGCGACGGCUUUACGGACCGCAAAGUCAAGGAGACUCGUGGAGCUGUGAAGCGCAAGCGAUACGAUUUCAGGUUCAAAGCCCAUGUUGUGACCCAGCUGCGCCUCCUCCAGGAAGACGCCGCAGACCUCUUCAAGGAGGAGCAGCUCACGCCUCUCCAGUACUUAGAGGACCGUCUCAAGGUUAACUACAGCCUGAUCGUGAAGUGGGCUCAGGACGAGGCCAAUAUAGUCCAAUCGGCAGCAGAUGACGUGAAGCAGACCCAUCUUGCCAAACAGCAGCCAAAGCGGUGGUUUCCUGAGGAAGAGAAGAAGCUGUACAAUAUGUUCUUGGCGCGGCGGAGGAGGAAGCUGAAGGUGUCGACCCUGUGGCUGACGGUCACGUUCCGGAAGCUCGUGCAAGAGAAUCACCCUGAGGACCAACGGGCGGCGGCGUUCAGCGCGUCCUUCAGGUGGGCACGAAAAUGGGCAAAGAGGCAUAAGCUGUCCAAACGGCGCAGGAGCAACCUCAAGAACAAGUCUAUUAAGAGCGCCUACCAAAGAUCCAGCGCUUCCACCGGCGUUUUCUUUAGCUCCUGCAAGAGCCGGUACGGUACAGGGCACCCGAGGCAUCGGACGUGUCGGCGAUGUCGACGGUCGCGGAGGGAGAGUCCAGAGAUCCCAAGUACGGUCAGUUCCAGCUCUGGGAGCGUUGGAAUGUGGAUCAAGUGCCUUUGCCAUUCGUGAACGGGCUGAUCAGCACGUGGGAGAAGAUAGGCGCGUUGCGUG